UGUGGAGCACAGCAAAGGGAGCUAUCUGCGGCGGCUCCGCUGUACCCGGACGGAGAUAAGAUGGAACGAGUCAAGCCGACAGCAUCGCAGACCCCCAGUGGGAAGCGGAGGCAACAGCUCCUUCUGGGGCGGUCCUCGCAGCGCAGCCGUCUGCAGUGGCCCCUCCUCCGCGCCCUGGCGGCGGCGCUGGUCUACCUAGCCACUGCCACGGGGGCUGCGGCGGCCAACACAACACCGGCGGCAAGGCUGCGACUGAACGGCGGCGGCAGCAGCAGCCAGCAACGGGGAGGGGCUCGCCCCGCCGCCGCCGGCAGCGGUGUUGGUGUUCCUAGAGGCCGCCAUCAAGAGCGACGAAAGCAGUCGGGAACCAGAGAGGGUGGUGGCAGUGCGUGGGUGGGGUCGUCACCGUCAGUUUGGGGUCGCCGCCGCGGCGGCGGCGGCGGUGGUGGCCGACGUUUGGGCUCAAGGAGAGACGCCGCUGCUGCUGCUGCUGCUGCUGCUGCUGCUGCUGCUACUGCACUCUCAUCGUCAAGAGGAGGAGGCUUGGCAUUCUUGCCGAUGAUCUCCGGGCUUGGGGCGCAGGGGUGGCGUCGAGAGCAACAGCGGUCUUGUCUUCCCCCUAUUUGCGCGUUGAGGGCGGAAGCAGCGGAGGCGGCCGCUGGGCGGCGGCGGGUGUGGAGGCCCCGACGGGGAGCGGCGGCGGUGGCAACACGGGCGUUGACGGAGGACGGGGAAGCGGCGGAGACGGCGGGCGGGGCGGGGGCGGCAGGAGGAGGGGGGGCGGCGAAGUUGACAAUGAGGAGACGGCAAAGGAGAGGCUCCGGGAAGGACGUCGGCGACUGGAGGCCGUCGCUGUACAUGAGGGUCCCCUUCACCACGGGUGCUAUGCUGCGGUAG
This is a messenger RNA of Ectocarpus sp. CCAP 1310/34, 897 nucleotides long. Lineage: Eukaryota; Phaeophyceae; Ectocarpales; Ectocarpaceae. The record is from the annotation of a GenBank genome assembly.